UCGGCAAGAUGACAAGACUGAUGAUGACAUCAAUAUUUACUUUGACUGCAUUUAUUGCAGUUUACGGAUAUCCAGGUUCUAUACAAUUGCAUCGGGUUGCAAGAUCGCCGUAUUACGGCGGUUUUGGGUUCCACCCACCUCCACCAUUCCCAUUUUUCCAAACAAAAAAUUGGAGUGGAAUUACAAAAAGCGCUGAUGGAAACACCAAUGGAGUAUACAGUGGGGCUGCUGCUAGUGCCACAAAUAAUGCACCGGCUACUGGACAAGCCGUAUCGCUAGCAUCAGCUGACUGUGAUGAUGAUGCUGACUCGGUUCAAUCUACUGGUACUUCUGGCAAAUUAAUAGCUGGUUUCGGUGAUGGACACAGAGGUGACAUCUUCGGAAAACAAUAUAAUGCUCAUAAAGAAGCUCGUUAUUUGUUCCAAAGUGGUGACGGAAAGUUUGAAGCUGGCUUCAAUGCAGAAUCUGGGCAAAAAAAUACUGGACUUGCUCAAAGUGAAUUCGGUAAGGAUGACCAUACCCUAGGUUUCACCCAGAACGAAGAACAAAGCCGUGGGUCUGGUCAGAACAUAGAACAAUAUGGUUUACCCUCCCAACAAGGAGGUGGCUUAAGCCAACAAGAUAGUGCUUUAAGUCAAAAAACUUUGAGCAGUUCAUUUGGACAGCAAAAUGGUCAGCUGAAAGAACAACAAGUUGGACUGAAUGGUGGGUAUCGCCAGCAAACCCUCGAAAUCGGUUCUGCUCAACAGAAAGAACUAGCUGGUGUUGCUCAGCAGCAAAAUCAAGGCGCAUUUGCUCAAUCACAAGGCCAAGUUGGAUUUGGCCAACACGUAGAUCAAGGAGGUUUUAAUGUACAGCAAGGUCAAGCUACAUUAAACCAAAAAGAGCAACAUCUAGGUGCCUUUGGUCAAUCACAAGGCCAAGUUGGAUUUGGCCAACACGAAGGUCAUGGAGGUGUAAAUGUACAGCAAGGUCAAGCGUCAUUAAGCCAAGAAGAACAACUCAAACAGCAAAAUCUACAAGGUAGAAAUAUUGCUAGCAGUCAAGCUUCGUCUUACGCCCACGGGAGAGGCUUUGGCUAUGGGAAAGGGUUCUCUGGAUAUGGACAUGAUCACAGUUAUGGUAAUGAUUUUAACUCCAAAUAUCAAGCUAAUCAAGACUUGCAACAGCAACAAUCGGGACCUGAAUUGACCAGCGGAAAGAGUGGUUCGCAAAGUGCAGGCAGUAGUUCUAUUGGAGGAGCCUUAAAUCUUGCUUCUCAAGGCUUAGAAGCAGCACAAAAGGCCGGAUGCAGUACUUGUGGUGGAAAUGGUGGAUAUGCCUUCAGUAAUGCCAAGAGCCACAGUGGGUCAGCUAUUUCCGUUGCAAUUGGCGGUUAAAGUAUUCAUCAAUAUUUAUUACCAAUGUCAAUUGUGAUGUGAUCCACAAAUGUAAAUUUGUACUUAUUUCUUGUAAAUAAAAUAUAGUUAUUCUUUUUGA
Messenger RNA from Pieris brassicae (large cabbage white), 1479 nucleotides. Its product is annotated as filaggrin-2-like. Lineage: Eukaryota; Metazoa; Arthropoda; Insecta; Lepidoptera; Pieridae. The transcript is spliced from 2 exons. The coding region runs from base 9 to 1379 and encodes 456 amino acids. The record is from RefSeq and is a predicted model, not a curated record.